GCUUUAGACGACAAUUUUUAUUUACGAUCUGUCGGGUAUUUUUAUUCUGCGAUUUCACUGCAUUUUUCCCCAUUCAAAGUGAUGAGAUGAGUUUAUUGAAGUGCAAACAGUAUCAGGGAAUCCUCAGAAGACUGUUCAUCGGGGCGACAUGCACAGAAAAUUACGACUUAGUAGUGGUUGGCGGUGGAAUUGUUGGAGCUGCAUCUGCCAGAGAGAUGUUACAAAGACAUCCUACUUUAAAAGUCUGCCUAGUUGAGAAGGAGAAACAGCUUGCCUUGCACCAGAGUGGGCACAAUAGUGGCGUUAUACAUGCCGGCAUUUACUACAAACCCGGAACCUUGAAGGCUAAAUUAUGUGUCGAGGGGCUCAAGAUGUCCUAUAAUUACUUCGACAAACGAGGAAUACCGUACAAAAAGUGUGGAAAAUUGAUUGUGGCGACCGACGAAAGUCAACUAGGAAGACUCAAUGACUUAUACAAGAGAGGACUGGCAAAUGAAGUGCCAGAUCUACAGAUGGUGGACGCGGAGAAAAUAGCAGAGAUAGAGCCGUAUUGCCUCGGAGUCAAGGCUAUUUGGUCUCCUCACACGGGAAUCGUGGACUGGCAAUAUGUUACUCAGUGUUAUGCUCAGGAUGUUGAAAAUUUCGGAGGAACCAUUAUUACAAACUACAAAGUUAACAAGAUUGGAGAGACAGAAGAUAAUUCAGAGUAUCCUAUUAGCGUUUACAGUACGUCUGGGAAAAGGAUCCUGACUAAAUAUGUCCUCACUUGUGGUGGUCUUCACUCGGACAAGUUGGCUGAGAUGACAGGCUGUUCAAGAUCUCCGAGAAUCGUGCCCUUCCGCGGAGAAUAUCUCCUCUUGCGUUCUGACCUGAAUUUCAUGGUACGCGGAAACAUUUAUCCUGUGCCCGAUCCCCGACUUCCCUUUCUGGGCGUUCACUUUACGCCCCGAAUGGAUGGAAGUGUGUGGCUGGGACCCAAUGCAGUACUGGCAUUUAAGCGAGAGGGCUACACUUGGGGCGACUUCAACCCUAUCGAUUUGAUGGACGCUGUGGGAUAUUCGGGAUUCCGGAAACUCGCCGUGAAAUAUAUGGGAAGCGGCUUGCAAGAAAUGUGGCGCUCAUAUUGGAUUCGGAGUCAAGUGCGCGAGCUGCAGAAAUUUAUCCCAGAAAUUACUGAAUUUGACGUGGAGCGAGGUCCAGCUGGUGUGAGAGCGCAAGCCCUAGAUCCGGAGGGAAAUCUUGUGGACGACUUUGUAUUUGAUCGCGGGAGCGGAAAGAGCGCCGUCUCCCAAAGAGUUCUGCACUGCCGCAACGCUCCUUCACCCGGAGCAACGAGUUCCUUAGCUAUUGGCAAGGUCAUAGCCCAGAAACUCACUGAUGAGUUCAAGUUUUAAAAUUAUAUUAUACAAUUGGAGACUUUGGUGAUGUUGUAAAAGAUGGUAACUUUUACCACG
Molecule: messenger RNA, 1454 nt
Organism: Phlebotomus argentipes
Lineage: Eukaryota; Metazoa; Arthropoda; Insecta; Diptera; Psychodidae
Gene: L2HGDH
Product: L-2-hydroxyglutarate dehydrogenase, mitochondrial
Exons: 2
Coding region: 87-1394 (435 amino acids)
Molecular function (GO): (S)-2-hydroxyglutarate dehydrogenase activity; (S)-2-hydroxy-acid oxidase activity
Source: RefSeq, a predicted model, not a curated record